Caenorhabditis auriculariae is the source of this 6617-nucleotide messenger RNA. NCBI's taxonomy places the organism in Eukaryota, Metazoa, Nematoda, Chromadorea, Rhabditida, Rhabditidae. The record is from the annotation of a GenBank genome assembly.
AUGGCCGUCCUUUCAAAGCUCCAACUGCUGGGUCAAACGCUGACGCUCAAGCAGUACGCCCCAGGCGUUCUAGGCCUUUUCGCCGUUUUUGCCAUCAUCAAGACUUAUUCCAAGAAUAUUCAGUUAUUUUUACUCCUGAAGCUUUUGAAAGAAUUCUAGUUUUACAGCUCAAAAUCAAAAAGAGGCGCCGUUUCUUUGCACCACAAGCAAGAAAAUCGUUCCAAAAGCGCCAAAGCUCAUGUCGACGGAGUUUUUGUCAGGAAAUUGCUUCGGAUUCUGAGAAUAUUGGUUCCUGGCUUCUUUUCGAUGGAGGUAUGUUUAUUCUUUGUAAUGAUUAUAAUAUUAUUUUUUUAUUACAUUUUUUUGAAACGUUUGAAUUUUUUCCUUAAUGUUUUAAUGUCAAAAUCACUUCCUUUGUCCAAAUUUUGGCUGUCAUUUAUUCAUCGUUAUAAUGAUUUUUCUCUUUCCUUUUAUAGAUUUUUCAUGCCUUAAUAAAUGCAAUUUCACUAAAAUAUUCAUCAAAAUUAUUAAAAAUAAUAUUCAAAAAGAUUUCUUGGGAAGAUUUCUUACAAUACGUUUGUGUUAUAGGGUCAAUUAUUGAAUUUAACACCUUUUUUCGAAGAUUAUUGAUAAUUUUGGUAUAAGUUGCUCAAUAAUUUAUUUUUAUGGCCUCACUUUUAAUUUAUGUUCUAAUUUUAGAGUUUCGUUCAACUUUUUAGUGUUAAACUUCACUUUUUUAAACCAUUCAUCAUUAUUUAAAAACUCUAGAAUGGUCCCUUUAGGGGCAACCUGAAAAGCCCUUCGAGGGCCCCCUCUAGGGACCACUUUACCAACCCCUAACACUUGAAAAAAAGUUACCCCUAGAGGGGACAUGCUAGUCGAUAGUUUUUAUAAAAUCUAAGCGAAGAAGCAUUUCCAUGAGAAAAACUAAAUAAAUAUUCGUUUUUUGAAUGAAAUUGAAAGACCCCUAUAGGGACCUCUUAAGCUUUAGGGGGGGAAGGGGUCAGACCCUAAACUCCUCCAGGUACCACUUUAGUUUAACCCCUAUAGAGACCACUUUUUCGGUCUCUGUAGGGUUUUUUUUUCCCGCCUAACCUCCCUAGGGACCUCUUAAGCUGUAGAAGCUAAGCGGUUAGACCCUAAACCCCUACAGGGACCACUUAAGAUCCCCCUAUAGGGGCUGUUUUUCCCCUAACCCCUAAAGGGAUCACUUUGAAUUUCCUAAGUAUUGAAUCUAGAAUCUAACAAAGAAAAAAAAAAUCCAAAAAAAUGGCCUUUUUUGGUAACAGACGCUCAAAAAUCGGUGAAUCAUACUUUUAUCAUGUUUCCUUUUUCAGUAUUUUUAUAAAUACGUUUACAAGAAUAAGACAAUAAUAUUGAAAUGGAAUAUGAUUUUCAGACCUUUUACCUGCUCCUAAUAGCCGUCUCUCUACUGUGCCGCACCUACGCCGACGUUUAUCAAAUUAUCACAUCGACUAAAAUCGAAGCGUUCGCUUUUUAAUGAAAAUCCCGAAAAAUAACGAUUUCUAGAGCGAUUAUUGACCGAAAUCCGUUGCUUUUCGCUUUCGAGGCGUUCAAAUACGUUUUGAAUUUGCCGGCGAUUUCUGUCGUCAACACUUUGCUCAAGGUUUUUUUUGAGACUUCGUCAAAAAUCAAUAAUAUUUUACAGUUCGGACUUUCUGAACUGAAAUUGCGGUUCCGUGAGCGUCUGUCCACGCAUUUGUACGCCCAAUAUUUGAAGUGAGUUUUGAAAAAUUAAUAAAAGUAGUCAAUAAAAAAAAAGAUACCCCCAGCAAUUCUCAACUUUGAACUUUCGGAGAAAGGUCGCUUUAUUGAUAAUUUUUUUGUUUAACCGCUAUUUUUCAUAUAAAAACCUUUUUUUUUUAAUGUCUAUUCAGCCAUUUUUGAGCUUUUUGGUAAGUCUUUAACGAAAAAGGGCCUUGAAGCGUUUGACGAAAUAGUGUGCCCAGAUGAGAGGUUCUGUCGGGGCUAAGUGAUUCUUUGAAGGAUUUGUGCUUUUUUUAAUCGAAAUUUUGGAUGAUAAUGGAAAAAAGCGAUAGACACCAGGUCUUUACAGUUAAAAAUCCGAUUCUAGUGCUGAGAAAAUACACUUUAAAACGGGCAGGACUGAAAAAAAAAACAUGUCUUGAGAAUAUUUUAGUAAGUUACUCAGGCAAAGUCGAAAAAAAGGCGCCAUAGAAAUGUUCCUUUUUGCUGCCUUUUUGCGCCAUUUCAUCGGCUUUUUUGCACCAUUUUUGCAGCCUCUCCAUUUUUCCACCAUUUCUUGAGCCUUUAAAAUCCUAGAAAAAAUGGAAGGCUCGAUAAAGGGACCCUUUUUGCUGCCUUUUUUGAGCCUCUCCCUUUUAGAGGCCAUUAUCCGCCAUUCCGACUUUGCCCGAGUUGGCAACUUUGAAGGAAAAUGGUCUUGUCGGGUUUUGCGAAUUGGUAACAUAAAUUUUACGCCUAAAAACUUAGAAAUUCGUUGAAUUUCGAGUAUUUUCAUUUUUCUACAUGAUCUUAAGGGUGAAAUGUACCAUUAAAUACCAUAUAUAUACCAAUAAAAUAUACCAUUCAAUUCCCAGAGGCUUCACUUUCUACAAAAUGUCGAAUUUGGACACGAGAAUCCAGAACGCCGACCAACUCUUGACCCAGGAUGUUGACCGAUUCUGCGAUGGUAUCGUCGAACUUUACUCUAAUUUGUCCAAAGUUCAAACUACAAAUAAAAUAAUCAUAAUAAAAUAAGAAAUCCAGCCGAUUCUCGACGUUUUCCUGUACUUGUUCCGCAUGGGAUCGUCACUCGGAUUUUCGUCUCCAGCUAUUUUGUUCAGCUAUUUGAUUAUCACUGGAGCGUGCUUGACCUACAUGAGACGGCCGGUAGGUUUUUGGGUCCUCUAAGGGGUCACUUUAGGGAAAAAUUUCGAAUUAAAAGAAUGGGUUAGUGCAGGCUAUACAUUGAAGUAUGUGUGAUACAGCAGUCUUUUUUUUAAAGAGUUUAUAAUGACGUCAUCGUUUAUCACGAUAAAAUCGAUAAGGUUCUUAGUGGCCACUUUAGGGUUUUCUGAAAAUAUGAGUCUGUUCCAUUUUGUCGCAUUUUUUUGAAUCAGUGAGAGGCUACUUUAGGGUUUUUUUUUUCCUGCUUUCAGAGCGCUUAAAAUUCUCCUAAUCUUAAUUUAGAUGCAUGCGGCCUUUUUUCUUCCUUCAAGGGACUACUUAAGUACUCCAUUUUCCAGAUAGGACGCCUGACUGUUGAAGAGCAAGCUCUUGAAGGCGAGUAUCGGUACGUCAACUCGCGGCUCAUCAUGAAUAGCGAGGAAAUCGCCUUCUAUCAGGUUGGUCGAAUGGCUAAGAGCCUUGGUUGUUGAUCCGGAGGUCCUUGGUUCGACUCCUCAAUUUUUCAGGGCAACGAUCGAGAAAGGCAAACCAUCAUGACGACUUUCAAUCGGCUGGUUCAGCACUUGCGGAAAAUCAUUCUGUUCAGGUGACGUCAUUUUAUAAUUUAGCGGCCACUUGAGUGUUUUUUUUUCUUAUUCUUCUUAAAAAAAUUUUAUGUACAAACAGUCAUUGGGAAAUUCGUAAUAUUCAUAAAAUGUAUUUCGUUUAUCGCUAUUCGUUUAUCUAGAGUGAUGACGUCACAUCCCUACUGAAUGACGUCAUUUAUAAGUCUAGGUUGUUUGUGACGUCAUUUUUCAAAUUGACUGGUCUUUUUUAUGAAAUUUCGACUCAUUAGCUUUUUUUCCACCCAAUAAACUUUCUAGAGUUUCAAAAUUUACUGCCUAACCUACAGAAAAAUUCCGAGGUUUUAAAAAUUUUCAUCAGAUUUAUACUCUAGAAUCAACUCUGAAUAAGUUUAGGUUUUCAAUCGGAUUUGUUGAUAAUAUCGUCGCAAAGUACUUGGCUACGGUAGUCGGAUGGUAUUCCAUUGGAACCUCAUUUUUCGACCGAAACCAUACCCCUUUCAAGGGCAAAACUAGGAACGAGCUUAUGCAGGUCUUUAAAUUUUUUUUUUCGAGAAGUAGUUGUUUUUUCAGGAGUAUUACAACUCGGGCCGGAUGAUGUACAAGAUGGCCGAGGCUUUGGGACGAUUGGCUCUGGCUGGAAGGGAUUUGACGAGACUCAGUGGUUUCACCACUAGAGUGGACACUUUGAUCAACGUUUUGGAGGAUGUUGAUACUGGUGAGUAAUUGAGGUUCAUAAAAGUCAUUUAUAAAGAUUUCAUGAAUGGCCUUUUUUUAAUAUUGGUUUUUACGUCAAAAAUUCGCAGCGCCUAAAACGCUAAAACUGAAAAAGUUGGAAAUUGGCAGCGCCCAAAAAUUAAAAAUUGGCAGCGCCUAAUACAGAAAAACGAAAAAAAUUGGCAGCGCCUAAAACAGGAAUACGGACAAAUUUGGCAGCGCCUAAAAAAGCAAAACUGACAAAUUUGGCAGCGCCUAAAACGGGAAAACUUAAAAAAUUGGCAGCUUUUAAGAAACGCCUGACCAACAAGUAGCGCUUGAGUUUUGACAACUAGCGUACUCAAAUUAAAAAAAAAUUCAAGAUUUUUUUGUUUUUAUAGCCGGGAAACAGUCGCAGUGGGGCUUCUGAAUAAGACGAUUGUAGUUUUUCACGAUGGUUUCAAAUUUUGAUGUCAAAAAUUGCCGAUGAAGCCUCCUUCAGAACAUAUCCCAAAAGUUAGAAUUAUGCCUCAAAGUUCAAAAAUUUGAAUGUCCUCGAGUUCAUGUCGAAAUAAGGGUUUUUUAAAGUCGCUGACGUAUGAAGAGAAAGUGGCGAGCAAUACCAUAUUGUUGAAAUAGCCCCUUUUGUUAAAAAGCGGGCAUUACUUAAUCCAUAAACCUUUUUUGCAUUUUUUAAGCACAGCGUUUUUAAAUCUCUAGUUUUUCCUUAAUUAAAAAUCUCACUGCGUGUUUAAACAAAGCUCUGGCUACAGAAUCGUCAAGUUUCCGGAGAAUUUCGGUAAUUUUUAACUUAGACGCAUUUCAGGAGCUCCAAAUCAGUCUGUAAAGGGAACGGCCAAGUUUUAUUAUUUUUUACUUGGGCGCUGCCAAUUUUAGGAAUUCCGCUUUAUUCUGAUAAUGAACCGGCAAAUUUUCGAAUUUUUUAAAGCUCUCUUCUUUUUUUUAAGGCUUUUAACACUUCAUAGAAUGCUCGGCUUCCUUAAAAAAAAUAAAAUUCAGGAAAAUAUGAAAGGACAAUGGUCAGCGACAAGGAAUACAUGCUCGACGGCGAACAUGUGUACCGACCUGGCGCGGGUUUCGCCAUUCUGAAAGAUUUGCAAAAAAUUGUCAUCAUUCUACAGGAGAGCUCGUGAUUGAGGACAAUGUGAUUCGAUUCGAAGGGGUACCUCUAGUGACACCAAAUGGAGACGUUCUGAUCGACAGUUUGGACUUUGAGGUGACAUAAAUGGAAACCGUGCGGCAACCACGAAAAUUUAUAGGUGCCUUCUGGUAGAAAUGUGCUGGUCUGUGGACCCAACGGCUGCGGAAAAAGCUCCCUUUUCCGAGUUUUGGGCGAACUUUGGCCGCUUUUCGGUGGAAAGUUGACGAAACCGGCCAAAGGAAAACUAUUCUACGUUCCUCAGGUCCGCAUUUCAUCAAUUGCUGGGUUGAUUCAUUGAUUUCAGAGACCCUAUAUGACACUCGGAACCUUGAGAGAUCAGGUUAUCUAUCCGGACAAACCAUUUGACAUGAUUCGCAAGGGUUUGACUGACCACGACUUGGAGAACAUGCUUGAUAAGGUUUGAAAGAAGGCCACGCCCAUUUUUCUGCGCAGCGGUUAUUUUUUUACCUCUUACACCUCUUACAUACAGUUCCGAAGUGUUCUAAAAGAAGCUCGAAAAGAGAUAAGUGAUUUGCAAAAAAUGAAGCCACGCCCAUUUUUCUGUCCCUCGGUUAUGCUUUUUUUUUAAGAUCAAAUCUCUUACAUAAAGUACCAUAGUGUUAGAGAAGAAGCACGAGAAAAUUUUUGCAAGUUAGACUAGGUAACUUGAAGUCACGCCCCUUUUUCUUUGCUGCGUUUUUUUCAAGGUCAAAUCUCUUUCGUACAGUACCGUAAUGCUCUAAAAGAAGCUUGAGAAAUUUUUUGCCAGUUGGACUAGGUAACUUGAAGCCACGCCCAUUUUUCUGCGCCUUCAUAAGGAUUAUUCACACUUUCAGGUCCAACUCCGUCACAUUCUGGAUCGAGAAGGCGGAUGGAACUCUGUACAAGAUUGGAUGGACGUCCUUUCUGGCGGAGAAAAGCAGAGAAUCGCUGUGAAUCCCGAUAAAAUCGAUAAAAUCAAUCAAUAAAUAAUUUAAGAUGGCCCGAUUAUUCUACCACCGGCCCCAGUUUGCCAUUCUUGACGAGUGCACCUCUGCUGUUAGUGUUGACGUCGAAGGUGGGGCGUGGCUUAUUUGCAAGUGCCGCACGGUUUUUCAGGCGCAAUGUACAGAACUUGUCGUGAGAUGAACAUCACAUUGUUCACUGUUUCUCAUAGGAAGGUUGGACUUCAAGAAAGAAUAUUUUGAAUAAUUAUGAGUUUUCAGUCCCUCUGGGUCCAUCACGAGUACUCACUGUACAUGGACGGCCGAGGAUGCUAUCGUUUUGAGAAAAUCGAUGACGACACGGAUCAAUUCGGAUCCUAG